AUGGGGCCAUUCCCCACAUCCAAAGGAAACAAGUACAUUCUCGUGGCGGUGGAUUAUGUGUCAAAAUGGGCGGAGGCGCAGGCUUUACCUACAAAUGACGGACGGGUAGUGGUACGGUUCUUGAAAAGACUAUUCUCCCGGUUUGGUGUUCCAAAGGCCCUAAUUAGUGACCGUGGCACACACUUUGCCAAUGAUCAAUUGGACAAGGUGCUCAAGAAAUAUGGGGUGACCCAUAAGUUCUCCACAUCAUACCACCCGCAAACGAGUGGGCAAACGGAAGUUACCAAUCGAGCUUUGAAGCGUAUCUUGGAGAAGUCGGUGGGAAGCAAUCGCAAGGAAUGGUUAGUUUAUGGAAAGCAAUGCCAUUUACCGGUUGAAAUCGAGCACAAGGCAUAUUGGGCGCUAAAAAGAUGCAACUUUGACAUGGAAGAAUUGAAGACCAACCGUUUAAUGCAAAUGAAUGCCCUUGAAGAACUCCGGAAUGAGGCCUAUUCUAGUUCAUGGCUCUAUAAAGAAAAGACCAAGAGAUGGCAUGACCAAAGAAUCAAAAGCAAAGACAUCCAUGAAGGCCAAAAAGUACUACUCUUCAAUUCCCGUCUAAAACUUUUCUCGGGCAAACUCAAAUCAAGGUGGGAUGGUCCAUUUGUGGUUAAGACGGUGUUUCCUCAUGGGGCUAUUGAAUUGAUCUCAAGAGAUGGCACGCCAUUUAAAGUCAAUGGCCAUCGAGUGAAGAAAUAUGAAGAAGGAGUCCCCCGCAAUGAAGGAAUGGAGGAGCUCCUGCUGUGCGGAAUUGCAAAAACAUAG
Messenger RNA from Lactuca sativa (garden lettuce), 804 nucleotides. NCBI's taxonomy places the organism in Eukaryota, Viridiplantae, Streptophyta, Magnoliopsida, Asterales, Asteraceae. The record is from RefSeq and is a predicted model, not a curated record.